CACAACCUUUGUUGAUUGCUGAACCUUAUUUUAUAAAAUCACGUGUAGCUAGUAUAAAUACAGGCGUCCAUCGAUCACGACUCUCCUAUAUUUUGACCCCACCCCUGCCAUCGAACAAAUCAACUCUGUACUUUGUACAUACACACUUCACUCUAUCAUGUCUGGCAAAGUCGGCGGCAAGGCAAAGUCUGGUGGCAAAGCCUCUGGUGAAUCCUCAUCAAAGUCCCAAUCGCGUUCAGCGAAGGCUGGUCUUCAAUUCCCCGUCGGUCGUGUUCACCGUCUCUUGAAGAAGGGAAACUACGCACAGCGUGUUGGUGCCGGCGCACCUGUCUAUCUUGCAGCGGUACUAGAAUACCUUGCCGCUGAGAUCCUGGAGCUUGCCGGUAACGCAGCCCGUGACAACAAAAAGCAGCGUAUCGUUCCUAGGCAUCUGCAACUCGCCAUCCGAAACGACGAAGAGUUGAACAAACUCCUUGGGGACGUCGUCAUUUCACAGGGCGGUGUCGUUCCUUUCAUCAACCCCGAGCUACUACCCAGCAAAACUACCAAGGGCAAGAAGGAGAGUCAGGAAGUAUAACCUUAUUCGAUUUAGACUGCAUUAUUAUCGGUAUUGGGUGUAGGAUGUAUUGUAUUUUUCUAUAGUAUUCGGUCUUCUAUAUCAUUUUCUUUUCGCUCUGGAUUAUCUCGUCGAGUUGACGACUCCUGAUACGUGGGGCGCUGGUAAAUACAGCACGGGUGAUUUCCG
Messenger RNA from Suillus paluster, 745 nucleotides. Its product is annotated as histone-fold-containing protein. NCBI's taxonomy places the organism in Eukaryota, Fungi, Basidiomycota, Agaricomycetes, Boletales, Suillaceae. The transcript is spliced from 3 exons. The record is from RefSeq and is a predicted model, not a curated record. Gene Ontology annotation, cellular component: nucleosome. Gene Ontology annotation, molecular function: structural constituent of chromatin; protein heterodimerization activity; DNA binding. Bases 158 to 577 code for a protein of 139 amino acids.